AUAACAAAAUAAAAAAACAUGAUAUGAUAACCAAAACUGGAUUUCCAAUCCAAAGCCCUAAAUAGAAAAGAAAGCCCCCAUCCCCAUCCAUCCCCAUUUCUGUUCCUGUCAAAAACCGAUCGGUGCGUUCUACUUCUCUCCUUGAGUUCUUCAGAUCUUUACUCAUUUUCUUCUUCAAUCAAUCUCUAAUCGCAUAACAUUGGCUUAUAUUUUUUUUUUACGCCAACGUUUUUGCUUUUAAUUCAUCACCAAAAGCCCAAUUUCAAGCGAUUGUUGUGUAAAUAUUCAUCAAUUUUCCUCGGUUCACAAUUAGGGUUUCAGAUCGGCUGUUAGUUUAUUGAUUAGUUUUUUAGUUAGGGUUUCGGUAGAUUUUUCGGUACACAGUUCAAGAUGAACAGUAAUUACGCACGUGGAGGAGGAGGGGGAAGGUAUCCGCCGGGUAUUGGUCGGGGCGGCGGCGGCGGUGGUGGCGGCGGCGGUGGUGGUGGUGGAAAUUAUGGAAACCCUAACCCUAAUUUCCAACAGCAGAAGAAUUACCAACAACAACAGUAUGCACAAAGGAAUCCAGUGCAUCAGCAGCAGUUUCAACAGCAGCAGCAGCAGCAACAGUGGCUGAGGAGAAACCCUGUGGGGAAUGAUUCGAAUGCGGUCGAUGAAGUCGAAAAGACUGUACAGUCGGAUGCUACUGAUUCUAGUUCCCAAGAUUGGAAGGCACAGUUGAGGCUCCCACCAGCUGACACGCGAUACAGGACAGAAGAUGUGACAGCCACAAAAGGAAAUGAAUUUGAAGACUACUUUCUCAAGCGUGAGUUACUUAUGGGGAUAUACGAAAAGGGUUUCGAAAGACCAUCUCCAAUUCAAGAGGAAAGCAUCCCCAUUGCUCUUACAGGAAGUGAUAUUCUAGCAAGAGCUAAAAACGGCACAGGGAAGACCGCCGCCUUCUGCAUUCCUGCUUUAGAAAAAAUCGAUCAAGAGAAAAAUGUCAUUCAAGUUGUUAUACUUGUUCCAACUCGGGAGUUGGCUCUUCAGACGUCACAAGUUUGUAAAGAACUUGGAAAACAUCUAAACAUUCAAGUCAUGGUAACCACCGGUGGGACCAGCUUAAAAGAUGAUAUCAUGCGUUUAUAUCAACCAGUUCAUUUACUUGUUGGUACACCUGGAAGAAUAUUAGAUCUUGCAAAAAAGGGGAUCUGUGCAUUGAAAGAUUGCGCAAUGCUCGUCAUGGAUGAGGCUGAUAAACUAUUGUCACCUGAGUUCCAGCCGUCAGUAGAGCAACUGAUUCACUGUAUGCCUAGGAAUCGUCAAAUUUUGAUGUUUUCAGCAACGUUUCCUGUGACAGUUAAGGAUUUUAAGGAUAGAUAUCUUCAGAAACCGUAUGUUAUUAACCUCAUGGAUGAGCUUACACUCAAGGGAAUAACCCAGUUUUAUGCUUUUGUUGAAGAACGUCAAAAAGUUCAUUGCCUCAACACUCUUUUCUCCAAGCUUCAAAUCAACCAGUCAAUCAUUUUCUGUAAUUCGGUUAAUCGGGUUGAGCUAUUGGCCAAGAAAAUUACAGAGCUUGGUUACUCUUGUUUCUACAUUCAUGCUAAAAUGCUCCAAGAUCACCGUAAUAGAGUUUUUCAUGAUUUUCGUAACGGUGCCUGCAGAAAUCUUGUCUGCACUGAUUUAUUCACAAGGGGUAUUGAUAUUCAAGCUGUAAACGUUGUUAUCAAUUUUGACUUCCCGAAGAACUCUGAAACAUAUCUACACAGGGUUGGUCGAUCGGGGAGAUUUGGACACCUUGGUUUAGCAGUAAAUCUGAUUACAUAUGAAGACCGUUUUAAUCUGUAUAGGAUUGAACAAGAACUUGGAACUGAGAUAAAGCAGAUUCCUCCGUUUAUUGAUCAGGCUAUUUAUUGUCGGUGAUUGGACGACCUUAACUUUGAAGAUGCUGAAUGGUCAAUGUUGAAUGCAGUGAUGUGGAUCCAGUCUUGAAGACAUUGCAUUUGUUGCUGGAUAACAUAAUUAUGCUGUGAUGGAUUGGUUUCUUAAUUUAUGUUGGUUUUUUUUUUUUGUUUCUGUUAGUUAACUAAGAAAGGCAACACUGAAAGUUAUAUGUGUUGUGAGUGAGGAGUUGAACAUGUUUUUAGUUAAAACCGAUUGCCUUUUUCUAGUAUUGUGCUUCAUUCUAUCGUUAUGUUAUAUUGUCAUUUUAAGACUCCGACCACCUUAAGAGGCAACACUGGAACUUGCAUUUUUACAA
Helianthus annuus (common sunflower) is the source of this 2242-nucleotide messenger RNA. RefSeq names its product DEAD-box ATP-dependent RNA helicase 8. The transcript has 10 exons. Gene Ontology annotation, biological process: cytoplasmic stress granule assembly; P-body assembly. Gene Ontology annotation, molecular function: ATP binding; RNA helicase activity; mRNA binding. Lineage: Eukaryota; Viridiplantae; Streptophyta; Magnoliopsida; Asterales; Asteraceae. The record is from RefSeq and is a predicted model, not a curated record. Gene Ontology annotation, cellular component: cytoplasmic stress granule; P-body. Bases 391 to 1905 code for a protein of 504 amino acids.